UUUGUCCGUGACGCCGAGCCAAGUCUCGCUGCCGGAAUUUCGGCGCGUCUCGCCGCAUCCAAGGCACAACGGUUGCUGUCCCACAUCGACACGACCACCGCUUCGCUCGUCGUCCUCUGCUCCGCGAUCUCCGCUACCGACGCUGAGAAUGCCGAAGACGUCAUUGACCAGGCCCAAGAAUCCGCCACCACGGCCAUCAAGGAGGCUGACGUCCUCCUCCAAAAGCUCGACGACCUGUCCGAGAGCUCCAUUGAUCUACGCCCGCCGGUGCCGACCAGACCUGCGGAACGGAUCAAAAUCAAUUUGCGGCCUUUCGACGAACACGAGCCAGGUUUGUGGUUCGACCUGCUAGAGGCGCAAUUUCGCGUCGCCGGUUUCGAGGACGAACAUACUCGUUUUGCCCACCUCAUCCGGUUUUUGAGCGACGCCGUCAGCUAUCAG
Messenger RNA from Paramuricea clavata, 441 nucleotides. The record is from the annotation of a GenBank genome assembly. Lineage: Eukaryota; Metazoa; Cnidaria; Anthozoa; Malacalcyonacea; Plexauridae.